This is a messenger RNA of Suillus clintonianus, 407 nucleotides long. RefSeq lists its product as uncharacterized. The record is from RefSeq and is a predicted model, not a curated record. NCBI's taxonomy places the organism in Eukaryota, Fungi, Basidiomycota, Agaricomycetes, Boletales, Suillaceae. The transcript has 2 exons. Bases 64 to 354 code for a protein of 96 amino acids.
CGUGCCCAGAAAGUCAAAACUGGCGUUGUGACUUCGAGGUGCUUAGUUGUUUGGACUCUGAUCAUGACAUCAAAAAGCACACCUCUUCCUCUUCAUGACACCCUACGAGACCUUGCUCUUCUGCGCGCUUCUUCCGUAGACCUCUCCGGUCUGAUUUCUGAGGAUGCGGCGCCCUCACAGGCCCCGAGAGAGGUUGAAGGGGUCGAAGAGUCCACGAUACAAUCAUACGCAUUCGUAAGGGAAGCGCGGACGGCGUUGAGAAUGCACAAUUCAGGAGAAGCGCAAAAGCAAGCGACAAGGAUUGAGACGGUGCAAGAAGAGUUAGUAGAUGUGUUGAGGAGUUUGUCUGAUUGAGCAGCUAGUUGUGAAAGAUACGAAUAUGUCGUUGCUCAUUCGGCGAUCUUGUU